CCGAGAUUGCUGAUUACUCCUGUGUCGCCCUCACGUGAGCUGUGGCGGGUUCUACAUCAUAAAUUGAACCCGACAAAGGGGAAAGCAAAUCAUAACUGACUUCAUGUUCAGAGCUGAAGUUUACUGCAGAGGAACACGCUCACUAAAUUCUGCACAGUACAUUUUUUGCUUCUCCGACGGUGUUCGGCUGAAUUAUUUCCUUCUUUUCUUUGGAAGUAGCUAGGUAUUUUGUUGCUGAUGAUAUCCUGGCGUGCGGAUUGGAUAUCGGUGCAGGACAGCUCAAUUUACCAAACACGAAGGAAGAACGGGCACACAUUCACGAGGAAACGUCGGUCAAAAAAAACUGCCGGAAGUUUUCUCAAUUCAGCCGCUCGCGUCCGUCGUCUUCGUACGGCAGUCACACUAUGUGUCCGUUCCAGGCGGUUCUUCCGGGCGAUGUUGGCGAAGAUGCGGAAAAGCCUACUGAAAGACCCGACUGUGAGAAGAUGCUAUCUCCGUACAGCGGUAAUGAUGAGGAGGUGACGGAUAGCGAGCCCACUGCUAGCCCGGCCGGCGACCAGGCAGACGAACUGGAAAGUGACGAAGAGCCGAAGAAAGUCAUCAGCAAGCGCGCUGCAUGCAUGCGGAAAAAGAACCGCUCCCAUUUUGGCCGAGAGGGGAAGAAGCGACGGCUUGCUAAUGACCGGGAGCGCAAGAGGGUCCGAACAAUGUCGGAACAGUUCCAGAACUUGUCCACGUGCCUACCAAUUCCGGAAGAUGAAGUGUCCACCUUGCCACGGAAGACCAUCCUGGAAGAGGCCAUAUGGUACAUCCAAGAGCUGCUGUGGAUGAAGGACACGAUGGAAGAGGACCCUGAUACUGCGACUUCACCCGAGAAUCUAAUAACCCUGGAGGAGAGACCACCGCCACCAAGCGUACAGCGGCAUGUAGCAAAUCUGAAGCAAAGGGAAGAGGUGCACAACGCUCGCAAAGCGAGAAGACGCGAGCGGCGAAGAGCCAGGGCCGCCCUAGCUCGCCAGCAAGCAACCAGCUUGACCAAUGUAGUAUCAACAGCGGCGGCAGAAAUCAAAGUGACCAAGCCGGGACCACUAUCCUUUCCUCAAGAAUUCAGUAGCCUGGUCAGCAGUCCGCAUCUUCACACACCGAUGUACACGCCGACAUCACUAUUACUCACAGCCUCCACGGACGCUGCACCGGUUGUAUGCACUAUGGGCAUCCCUGCGGGGAAUCUUCUCCAGGCCGGCCAAGCAAGUCAAUGUGCAACAAUCCACGGAUCUCCUCCGCCAGCCAGCAUUGGUCAGGUUACACCGGCAGCUACAACGAGUAACAGUCCCUUGUCGGUGGUGGGUGCCAGCCUAAGUCCUGGCUCUCACACGCUGAGUAGCACCAUCACGCCGUGCAGCGAGGGAGCUGCUGCAAACAUGUUUGACGAGCUGAUGGGUUUCGGAAACAUACCCACGGCACCGCCCACCAUUCCGCCAUGUUCGUACGAAGCCGCAAUUAGUUCGGCGUUCUCUGCACCGGUCUCCCAGUCAGAAACACUUCAGUACCCAUUGCUGCCGAUGCCUGAACUUGGUGAUAUGCUCCUGGGAGAUUUCGAAGCCUUGUUGACAAGAUCGAAUAGCUUCGGUGAGCCUAAUCCAAUGUUGACGCCCGGUAUUGACAAUGUUGAUCUGGAUGCUGCAUUUCUAGCUGACCUACCGCCCCUUUGAAACUCCAUCUGUUAGGCAUCUGCAACCUUAUGCAGCUUUUUGAUAGAGGCUGACUUCCUACCCAGUCAUCUUCUGCAGUCAGCGAGUGAAAUACGAUCAGUACUGCAGUGUCUUCCCAUUGCCACCCAGCUCCAGCCCCGGUGUGCAUUUAGUCCUAAUAGCGCCGCUUGGGGACUAUGAUCCUCCAUGUUCAAAUGGUGUGGAACUGUGAGUGGUUUGCGGAGUGAUGUGGAGAACAGGACCAAGUAACCUUAACCCAGUGCAGUGGCGAGGGUGCUUGCUCUUGCGUGCUGGUAACAGAAAAAUGAGUUCUUGUGUGGAUCCAUCUGUCCCUCGAUCCGUCCCACUGGGGUGCUUGCUGAUGAGUGUUGAUAGCGGCAAAGUGAGUUCUGGCAUGGAUCCAUCAGUCACUCCGGACCUCUUUCCGACAAGGCCAUACUUAAAGGAACCCUGUGCAACACUUGCGCCAUCUAUAUACCUCUUAGCAGCUACUAUGAUUCCAUGCAGCUUCCUCAGCCGGUCCAAGUCUCCUGAAACUGCGUUGCGAUUGGCAGACCUACCGGCGUUCUCUUCAAGGUUACGCCUGUUCAGCAGAAUGUGGACGCUGAUCUGGGUCACAAUUGUCAAGCCGGGCAUAUGCAAAGUGUCCUUGUUUCCCGGUUUGUGACCUCCCGCUCGACAUCCAGACUUGUUUGUGAGUGACUGCUACUGAGUUAUAUGCCGCUAUGCCAAGCAGACUGAUCAUCUUCAACAAGAACACAGUUAUCACUGAUGCUGUUGGGUAGUCGGUUGCUGGCACAGGCAAGAUGCAUCCCGCUAUUGUUUCCAGCAUUGUAGAUGGCUGCAUCAUUUGGGAGUGGGCACGUCUGAGCAGUCUGCUGGAGUGCCAAUACGCGUACUGUCUGUACUGAAGUCUGCUUGAACAGUUGAGUUCAUUCGCCGUCUACAGCCUCAAUGCAAUACAUUUCCGUAUCCGGACGAACUGCACACUAUUUCGUGUGAACCUGACUUUCUCUGUGCGGAUUGCGUUGCAAGAAACCAAAAUGUUGUUGCUUGGUCAGAAUAGGCAAAGUUGUGUUCUACAUGUGUGCAGUCCAAGUGCAGCUUAGGAGUUAGGAGGACACGUGACAUAUCCAAUUUUGAUUCCAGCCUACGGUCCUGAGAAUGAUCAUACGGACCAGAACGUACUUAUUUUCUCUUUUUUCUCUUUGCAUUACUAUUAUUACAAUAUGGAAUACCUUUUGAGGACCCUGCUUACACUUUUCCAGUCAAUUGAUUGCUGAUGCAGAGCACUGGUAUCUGCUAUAAUACAAUUUAUUCAAUAAAUGUACCAAUUUUAUAAUUAUCCCUUGUAGGAAUGCUAUUCUGAAGCUUCAGUGUACCACCCACCCAGUAACAGGGCUGUAAUGUUAGCAGUGCAGCGCACCUCAACGGGCCUCAAACACCUCUUCCGAAGUUUUGUAGCCAAGGGUACUCAAUUUGCAGGCAGACCUGUAUCCGCGG
Messenger RNA from Sycon ciliatum, 3215 nucleotides. RefSeq lists its product as uncharacterized. The record is from RefSeq and is a predicted model, not a curated record. NCBI's taxonomy places the organism in Eukaryota, Metazoa, Porifera, Calcarea, Leucosolenida, Sycettidae. The coding region runs from base 405 to 1712 and encodes 435 amino acids. Gene Ontology annotation, molecular function: protein dimerization activity. The transcript is spliced from 2 exons.